CGGCUAGCUAACUCCCACACACCCCCUAUAAAUAAUACAUGUGUUAUAGUGCAAUAAUCAAACACUCUCAACAAACAAAGUAACAAACACUUGCACUUACUCUUUGUUCUCAUAUAGCCUUUUGGGUAUAAACUAUGGAACCAAAUUGUGUUCAGUUUCUUGAGAACAGGACAAUUCUCGUCACUGGCGCUUCCGGUUUCCUUGCUAAAGUUCUCGUGGAGCGGAUUCUGAGAUUGCAACCAAAUGUGAAGAGGCUCUACCUCCUCGUAAGAGCAUCCGACAAGAAGUCUGCGGAACAACGGUUACACCGUGAGGUUUUCGAGAAAGAAUUGUUUAGGGUGUUAAGAAGGAAUGUUGGUGAUGAGAGUCUAAACGCCUUAAUCUCGGAAAAAGUCGUCCUGUUCCGGGCGACAUAUCACUGACUGAUAUUGGAGUGCAUGACUCUAAUCUCUUACAAGAUAUGAUGCAAGAUAUCGACAUUAUUAUAAGUUCUGCUGCCACCACGAGAUUCGAUGAGAGGUAGUACUACUAUUGAACAUCCGCUUAUUUUAUAGAACAAAUAAUAUAUGUUAUUCGGGACAAUAUUAACUUGUUUCAUGUUUGCUUACACCUUGUAUGUGUAAAAGAUACGAUGUUGCACUUGGAAUCAACACAUUUGGAGCAAUCAAUGUCCUUAACUUUGCUAAGAAAUGUGUGAAACCAAAAUUGCUUCUCCAUGUGUCAACUGGUGAAUCAUCAUUUUAACUUUUAACAACAAAAUAGAUUGAUAAUCAUAUAUUCCUUCCGUUUCACAAUAUAAGUUGUUUUAGAUAAAAGCACGUAGAUUAAGAACAUUUACUUUUAAAAAGUUCAACCAAUAAAAAAAAAGACUGCAUAAUAUAAUUAAUCAUAAAAUAUUAAAAUAUUAUAUAAUUUGCAUAGAAACUUGAAAACAACUUAUAUUGUGAAACAAAAAAUUUUAUCUAAAACAACUUAUAUUAUGAAACGGAGGGAGUAUUUAUCUACAUUCGUUAUAAUUAUUUUUUACUUUAUAAAUAUACUUGUUUUCUGUUCUAGUUUAUGUUUGUGGGGAAAGACCGGGACACAUAGUAGAGAAACAUUUUGCAAUGGGAGAGAGCCUUAACGGUAAAAACAAAGUAGACAUUAAUACCGAAAGGCGAUUGGCAGAUCAGAAAUCAAAACAAUUCAAAGAACAAGGUUGUUCCGAGGAAGAAACUGAACAAGCCAUGAAAGAUUUCGGAUUAAAAAGGGCAAGACUUUAUGGGUGGCCAAACACAUAUGUCUUCACCAAAGCAAUGGGAGAAAUGCUUCUUGGACACUAUAGAGAAACUAUGCCAAUUGUAAUCAUACGUCCCACAAUAAUCACAAGCACUUUCUCGGACCCAUUUCCUGGUUGGAUUGAAGGUUUAAAAACUGUAGACAGUGUGAUUAUAUUCUACGGGAAGGGAAUUCUUAAGUGUUUUCUCGUCGAUCAAAAGACAGUAUGUGAUAUUAUACCGGUUGAUAUGGUCGUAAACGCAAUGAUUGCAAUCGCAGCUGACCAUUGCCAUGAUUCUGGAAGUCAUACAGUUUACCAUGUCGGCUCAUCUAACCAAAAUCCGGUGAUAUAUAAACAAAUUUAUGAGAUGAUGAGUCGUUAUUUCAUGAAAAGCCCUCUUGUCGGACGUAAUGGUAUGCUUAUAGUUCCAAAAGUUACAAGAAUAUCCACACUGGCUAGGUUCCGUGUAUACACAAAUCUUCGCUAUAAAUUACCUAUACAGAUAUUGGGAUUACUUAGUGUUAUUUCCCUAUCCCAAAGAGAUAAAUUUGCACUUCACAACCGUAAAUUCAAGAUGGCCAUGAGAUUGGUGAAACUUUACAAGCCUUAUGUACUCUUCAAGGGCAUAUUUGAUGAUAAAAACAUGGAAACUUUACGUAUCAAGAAUGAAGCCAAAGAUAUGGAGAAAUUGUUUGGCACCAACCCCAAAUGCAUUGAUUGGGAAGACUAUUUUAUGAUACGCAUAUCCCUGGCCUCAUGACACACGUAUUCAAGAAAUGAACUUCAAAUACAAGUUAAUAUACGAAGUCAAGUCCAAAGAUAUUGUUUUGCAUGGGAUGAAGCCUACUAUAUAUAAUUACUAAGUAUAUAAAUAAUAAAUCGAUGGAAAAUCGACGACAAGUAAUGUUGUCUUUGUUUGCUUCUUAAUGUAUAAUCCAUAUUUGGAAUUUGCCUAUCUAAAAUCCCUCGGCUUGUCUUUGGUUAUAUAUAAAAUUGGAC
This is a messenger RNA of Arabidopsis thaliana (thale cress), 2257 nucleotides long. It is a transcript of the gene FAR7, whose product is annotated as fatty acid reductase 7. Bases 1107 to 2018 code for a protein of 303 amino acids. Lineage: Eukaryota; Viridiplantae; Streptophyta; Magnoliopsida; Brassicales; Brassicaceae. The record is from RefSeq and is marked reviewed. Gene Ontology annotation, molecular function: alcohol-forming very long-chain fatty acyl-CoA reductase (NADP+) activity; alcohol-forming long-chain fatty acyl-CoA reductase (NADP+) activity. The transcript has 8 exons.